GCCCGGCCCCAGGUCCAGGCUGCGGGGCCGCCGCGUGUCCCGUGAAGGGUCGGGCCGGGCCGGGCGGGAGCCACGCGGGGGAGAAGCAGCAGCAGCUGGGGUGCCGGCGAGCCGGAGACGGGGACACCUGUGGCCUCCCCCACCCCCGACGACGGCCCCUCUCCGGUCUGCAAUCCAGGCCAAUGUGCAAUACCAACAUGUCUGUGUCUACUGACGGUGCUGUAAGCACCUCACAGAUUCCAGCUUCGGAACAAGAGACUCUGGUGAGACCGAAACCAUUGCUUUUGAAGUUGUUACAGUCUGUCGGUGCCCAAAAGGAUAUUUAUACUAUGAAAGAGAUUAUAUUUUAUCUUGGCCAGUAUAUUAUGACUAAACGAUUAUAUGAUGAGAAGCAGCAACAUAUUGUGUAUUGUUCAAAUGAUCUUCUAGGAGAUUUGUUUGGAGUGCCGAGCUUCUCUGUGAAAGAGCACAGGAAAAUAUAUACAAUGAUCUACAGAAACUUGGUGGUUGUAAGUCAGCAAGAGCCCUCAGACUCCGGCACAUCCAUGAGUGAGAGCAGGUGUCAACCUGAAGGUGGCAGUGAUCGGAAGGACCCUGUGCAGGAGCCACCAGAAGAGAAGCCUUCCUCUUCAGAUCCAGUUUCCAGACCGUCUACCUCAUCCAGAAGGAGAGCAGUUAGUGAGACAGAAAACGCAGAUGAACUGCCUGGUGAGCGACAGAGGAAGCGCCACAGGUCCCUCUCCUUUGAUGAAAGCCUGGCGCUGUGUGUGUUACGGGAGAUAUGCUGUGAAAGAAGCAGCAGCAGUGAGUCCACAGAGACUCCCUCAAACCAGGACCUUGAUGAUGGUGUAAGUGAACAUUCCGGUGAUUGGUUGGAUCAGGAUUCGGGUUCCGAUCAAUUUAGUGUAGAAUUUGAAGUUGAGUCUCUUGACUCAGAAGAUUACAGCCUGAGUGAAGAAGGGCAUGAGCUGUCAGAUGAGGAUGAUGAGGUCUAUCGAGUCACGGUGUAUCAGACAGGAGAAAGUGAUGCAGACUCCUUUGAGGGAGAUCCUGAAAUUUCUUUAGCUGACUAUUGGAAAUGCACCUCCUGCGGUGAAAUGAAUCCCCCGCUUCCACCCCACUGCAACAGAUGUUGGACCCUUCGUGAGAAUUGGCUUCCCGAAGGGAAAGGGAAAGAUAACAGAGAGAUCGCCGAAAAAGAAGGCUUAGAUGUGCCUGAUGGAAAAAAAACUACAGUGAGUGACUCUCAGGAGCCGUGCCUUGAGGAGAGUGAUGAUAAAGAAGGACAUACCUUCCAGUCACAGGACAGCGAGGACUGCUCCCAGCCAUCCACUUCCAGCAGCAUUGUGUACAGCAGCCAAGAAGAUGUCAGAGAGUUGGAGAAGGAGGAGACACAGAACAGAGGAGAAAGCAUGGAAUCCGGCUUCUCUCUCAAUGCCACUGAACCAUGUGUGAUUUGCCAAGGGCGGCCUAAAAACGGCUGCAUCGUUCAUGGCAAAACCGGACAUCUCAUGUCAUGUUUCACAUGUGCAAAGAAGCUAAAAAAGAGAAAUAAGCCCUGCCCAGUGUGCAGACAACCAAUUCAAAUGAUUGUGCUAACUUAUUUCAACUAGCCCUGCCCAUAAAAAUAGAAUUAUAUAUUUCUAACUAUAUAACCCCCCAAAUUAGACAACAUGCGUUUUAUUUUUAUUUGCAUUUAUUUUUAUCUACACUAAAGUGAGAAAAGUGUCUUCGUCCACUUAAACUUUGUUGUAUAAUUGAUCUCCUUGAGGGUAUGAAUAGUGACUGUUUCCUUCUUUCAGGAAAACUUCACUUGAUUAUAUUUACAUUUGGGUUUUGAUGUACUCUGCGUUGGCUGUGUGGCUCCUUUUUUAUUUUCCUUAUGUUUUAAGUAAUUUCCACUUGGAAGGACGGUUGGAAGUGAAAUGUGUCCUCUCCAGCUGCAAAUGAUGAUGGGCCUUUCUGAGGAUCGACUGCAUGAGAAGCAUUUGAUUUCCUUUUUUCCCUCUGUUAAUAAAGAACAUUUAAUUUAUUUAGUACCUCUCACGUAAGGAGUUAGAAGCUGUGUGAAGGAUUGAAUAUUUAAGUUUUUGAAAUUCUGAGACUCCUUAGUUCUCUAGUGGCUGUGGGCUGGAGAGAUGACUCUUGAUAAGGCACUUGCUUGUAUAAGCCUGAUGAUGUAAAUUUGAUCUCUGGAGCCCCUAAAAAGGGGAAGAAGGGAACCAGUUCCACAAGUUGUCCUCCGAUAACCACACGUGCCCCAUGUGCACACAAUUUUUUUUUAAAGGUACGAGUUGUAUCUGGUGGUAUGUAAGUAAAAAACAUGCACCGUAUUUUCAAGUGUGUUGUCAUACGGAGUGGAGCAGAUGAUGCACUGAUCUCUCAGGUGGAGAAUUCUGAGGCCCUUAGAAGCACCUCCUUGGACUUAGCCCCAUAGUUCCCGAUGUUGCCUAAGUUUCAGGCUGUACUUAGGCUAGGUGUAGAAACCAUUCAGCAGAGAGACUAAUUCAGAACAUGGAUAAAGAGAACUCAUUUUAAAACAUGCGUAGUAUUUUAAAAUGAAUUCUCCAUGUAGAUUAACCUCUUGAAUCAUAAGAAGAAUCUUUCCCUUUGCUUGAAGGGCCAUGUAUAGAAGGGGCUCAAGUAUAGGAAAAUAAAAUCCUCCGGACUAUAAGUUUAGAGUAACCAAAGGACAGUUUUGUGCUAACCUUGUUGAUGUAAGCAUCAAAAACAGAAAACACUCCUUGAUGAAGUAUCUAUCACAUAAGUAGGAGUAUGGCAGGAGUGACGGCUUCAGUUUUGGCUCCUGUGACUCAGUGAAGCUUCACUCUUCCAAUUUGUAAUUCAGAAAUGAUAUCCUUGGGGAUUACCAGUUUGCAAAUGUUUAUUUAGGUGUGGUAUACAUUAUUUAUUUGCAAAUAAAUGAUUUAUUAAAUAUUUAAAGAAUUGUUUCAA
Messenger RNA from Peromyscus leucopus (white-footed mouse), 2955 nucleotides. It is a transcript of the gene Mdm2, whose product is annotated as MDM2 proto-oncogene. The record is from RefSeq and is a predicted model, not a curated record. Gene Ontology annotation, cellular component: nucleus. The transcript has 12 exons. Gene Ontology annotation, molecular function: identical protein binding; ubiquitin protein ligase activity. Lineage: Eukaryota; Metazoa; Chordata; Mammalia; Rodentia; Cricetidae. Gene Ontology annotation, biological process: negative regulation of apoptotic process; regulation of cell cycle. Bases 183 to 1613 code for a protein of 476 amino acids.